GAACAGUUGCUUGCAAUUUUGCAAAAUUCGAUUUGCAUUUUCAACAUUUGGCAUUCAACACGAUACACGCUUGAUAAUGUAAAGUGUAAUUAAUAAUUGAUUGAUACUGUUGCUUGCGUGCAGUUACAACAAACGUAAUAUUGUUAAAUCGACCGUGAGUCUGAGAGACAAAGUUUGUACCAAUAAGGUACCAAAUUAAUCAACAUGAAGCUAUUUUAUUUAUUUAAAAUCAUUUUGUGGUUUUGCUCGAUUCGUGCGGAAGAAUACAAUUUAUCCGGUGAUGCCGGCCAAGCGUACUCAAUAGAUAUUCUUAUGGGACACCCUAAACAAAAGCUUCGAGUUAUUGUUGAUACUGGUAGUACAACGUUGGCUAUAGCUUCUUACGCACGGCGUGAAAAUGACGAAUAUUUUCAUGUAGAUAACUCUACAACAUUGGACGACAGUGGCAAGGAGGUUCAGGCGAAGUAUUCACAAGGCAAUUGGAUAGGACAUUAUGUGACAGAUUUUGUUGAAAUACCAUCAUUGAAAAAUAUUCGAGAAGUAAGAUCAGAUUUUGCAAUUAUAACAAAGAGUCACAAAUUCUUUGUGAAUGGAUCAGGUUGGCAGGGUCUUCUCGGCUUGGCAUACGAACCAGUAGGGGCGUGGGGAGAGCAUGUGAUAGUUGGAUCUUGGUUGGACUCCCUUGAAUGUGAUUUGGGCAAAAGUGUCAGCUUUGAAUUGAAAUUGUGCGGAGUUCAAAGCACAACUAAUGCUAUUCACUAUGGAAAGUUUUCUAUGAUAGUUGAUGAGAAUAUACCAAAUAACACAUCUCCGUUCCGAACACCAAUUCUCCACAAGCGAUGGUAUGAAAUUGGCGUUCUUGCAAUCGGCAUCAGGCAUCCAAAUGAGACAUUGAAUAAUUCAAUCGCACCUGACACAUUUGUUUCCGAUAACCCCAAUGAAGAAAUGUGCCAGAAACUCAAUCAGCAGAAAAGUAUUGUUGAUAGUGGUACUACAGACAUUAGAUUACCAGAUGAAGUAUACAGAGAGUUGGUGCACAAAUUAAGGCAAGAGUCCCAGGCACUGAACAUGCUAAUAUUAGAUGAAUUUUGGUAUCAUGGUGAGGCAGCUUGCUGGCCCGAGCCUCAAGAAUGGUUAGCGCUGCCGUGGCUUCAAAUAGACCUACUGAGCGAUGUCGCUGAUAACCAAUACUUCACUUUGGAGAUACCGCCUCAGAACUAUAUGCGAGUGGUGACCGCUCGCAACAGCAGCGGGGACGGCGGCUCGGUGUCUCAGUUCUGCUACAAGUUGGGGCUGGAGGCGGGAGGUGUGGAUACAGUGCUCGGAUAUACUGCUAUGGAGGGUCUGAAGGUACUCUUCAACAGAUCAGGAGGUUGGAUUGGCUUCGACACAUCCUCCUGUGGGCCCAACGCUCGCGUAUCAGGCCCGUACACCGUUCCAUACUCCUUCAUCGACUCUUGCAAGCUCACCAGAUCGGAUUCUGAGACAGCAGUCUCCAUAAAAGCUGCACAAUGGGCCCUAUGUGUCAUAUCUAUUGUAGCCGGGUUUGUACUGAUAUAUCUUUUGGCACCAGCUGUCAGGAUGUGCAUAUUGAGAAGGAGACAAAGCUCGGCGCAUUCUGUAUCGCAAGACGCGUUGGUUGAUCAGGAAUUGAGUUAAAAUGGCUGCUGUUAUGGGCAGAAAUUUUUGAAAAACUGAUGUUUACGCUAUCUGUCUCUCUUACUCAUGCACGGUUAUUGUGUGAGUGAGAGAGGCAGUGAUUCAGCGUAAAGUCUCUGAAGCAAGUAAUUGCAAAAUUGAGAGAAGAACAACCGAUAAAACAUUAAAAAUGAAUGAAUAUUUGACUUUCUCGCACUUGCACGCUCCUUGGAUGAGUGAGAGGGACAAAUUAUUUUUGAGAAAGUGUGACUUCAAGAAAUCAAGUCAAGAACAGAUGACAACCCAUCAGACAUGUGUUGUUGUAGCAAAAUGGUUUCUAUUACAACUAGAUAAAAUACAAAAU
Ostrinia nubilalis (European corn borer) is the source of this 2002-nucleotide messenger RNA. RefSeq names its product beta-secretase 1-like. Gene Ontology annotation, cellular component: plasma membrane; trans-Golgi network; endosome. Gene Ontology annotation, molecular function: aspartic-type endopeptidase activity. Gene Ontology annotation, biological process: amyloid-beta metabolic process; membrane protein ectodomain proteolysis. The record is from RefSeq and is a predicted model, not a curated record. NCBI's taxonomy places the organism in Eukaryota, Metazoa, Arthropoda, Insecta, Lepidoptera, Crambidae. The transcript has 9 exons. The coding region runs from base 205 to 1659 and encodes 484 amino acids.